This is a messenger RNA of Xenopus laevis (African clawed frog), 2369 nucleotides long. RefSeq names its product tetraspanin 17 S homeolog (gene tspan17.S). Gene Ontology annotation, cellular component: plasma membrane; membrane. NCBI's taxonomy places the organism in Eukaryota, Metazoa, Chordata, Amphibia, Anura, Pipidae. The record is from RefSeq and is marked provisional.
CGAAUCCCCGGGAAGAUCUAUAACAAUAAGCUGAGCUUCCAGCGCUCCCUGUACCUUCCCAAUGUCAGCCUUAAGCGCUCGGGAAGCUUUGGUAUCACCCCCUCCUCCUGCCUUGCUCUGCUCUCAUUUCUGAUCAGGAAUCCCUGCGCCUGUUGGACUGAUCCAUUCCUGCUGCUCCCCCCUCCCCUUUCCCGACUGGAUACAAACAAUGUCAGGCAAACAUCAGCAUUUUAAAGGUCCCGAAGUGAGCUGCUGUGUGAAGUAUUUCUUGUUUGGAUUCAACAUAGUGUUUUGGUUGCUUGGAGCUAGUUUUCUAGCUAUUGGCUUUUGGGCAUGGGCAGAAAAGGGUGUCCUGUCCAACAUCUACUCCAUCACAGACCUUGGUGGCUUUGACCCCGUUUGGCUCUUCAUAGUCACUGGAGCUGUCAUGUUUGUGUUGGGGUUUGCCGGCUGCAUUGGAGCCUUGAGAGAAAACACGACACUCCUAAAAUUUUUCUCAGUCUUCCUGGGGUUGAUCUUCUUCUUGGAGCUGACUGCAGGGAUCUUGGCCUUUGUUUUCAAAGACUGGAUCAAAGAUCAGCUUAAUUUUUUUAUCAACAACAACGUGAAGGCGUAUCGUGAUGAUAUUGACCUCCAGAACCUCAUUGAUUUUGCUCAGGAAUAUUGGUCCUGCUGUGGUGCACAUGGACCUAACGACUGGAACCUCAACAUCUACUUUAACUGUACAGACUCUAACCCAAGCAGGGAACGCUGCGGUGUGCCAUUCUCCUGCUGUGUGAAGGACCCUGCGGAAGAUGUUCCCAACACACAGUGUGGAUAUGAUGUGCGGCUGAAGCUGGAACUGGAGCAGCAGAGCUACAUCUAUACCAAGGGAUGUGUGGGCCAGUUUGAGAAGUGGCUGCAAGAUAACCUAAUUGUAGUGGCCGGAGUAUUUGUCGCAGUUGCUUUAUUACAGAUCUUUGGCAUUUGUUUGGCUCAGAAUUUAGUUAGUGACAUCAAAGCUGUGAAAGCGAACUGGUGACCCAUUGCCAUCCUCACCACGAUGCCGGAACUCUCUUAACACUGGAGCCUGCCUUUUUUUGCACUGCCCUUAAAUAUCACACAGACUCUCAAGCAUGAACUUCUGGGGGAUAAUGUUCCUUGAUAGUAUUUUGUGGAGAGCCGAUUGGCUGGAGUGGUCUGGAUAAUUUUGUCUUAUUAUGGGUUUUUACACAUAACAGGGGACAUGAUGAUGUUGUUUGUGCCACAAUCUACCCAUCCAGCCCGAGCUUCCUUCCCUCCCUGAACCUGGAGGGGCUGGCACUGGAAGCCAUGGUGUAUAUAAGUGCAUGUGCGGUGUCAGAAGGCGGUGUAGAUAUAUAAAUAUCUAUAUUGUAAAAAUGUAAAGACUCUUAAGGGCCAUGCCAGCCCUCCUUUUAUUGGAGAGGCCCCAGGCUUUGUAUAUGGAAGGGGCUUUAAAUGCUUGAAGUGCUCCAUGCUCUAUGGGCAUUCAGGCGAUCAGCCAAAAAACUCCCAAUAUUGUCCGACACUGGAGGCAUUGUAGAUUUUUGAUUUUGUAUUAACCUGACUUUUAUUGUUAAUGUUACUUUCAUCCUAAUUUUUAUUUUUUUUCCUCUUGCCAUGUUUUGUUGGCAGUGCCAGUUAAGGCCAUAGCAGUAGUGUAGUACUUUAAUUGCUGCUACCCCCUCAAGAAAGACCAAGAGCCCAGGGUGAUUCACUAGAGCAGGGAUCCCCAACAUUUAGAACCUGUGAGCAACAUUCAGAAGUAAAAGGAGUUGGGGAGCAACACUAGCAUGAAAAAUGUUCCUGGGGACCCAAAUAAGGGCUGUGAUUGGCCAUUUAGUAGCACCUAUGUGAAUUGUCAGCCUAUAUUGAGGCUCUGUUUGGCAGUGCACCUGGUUUUUAUGCAACUAAAACUUGUCUCCAAGCCUGGAAUUUAAAAAUAAGCUCCUGGUUUGAGGCCACUGGGAGCAACAUGUUGCUCGCGAGCUACUGGUUGGGGAUCAUUGCUCUAGAGCUUUCAUCUGUAGGGAACAUCAUAGGCCUCUUUAUCCACCCCAGUUAUCAGUGCUGCCCUUCACCAGAAAACUCUUUUAAUACCAAAGCAGGUUUUGUAACCGUAUAAAAUCUGUAACUGGCUUCCCUACUUAGUGUCUUUACUUUGUGGCAGUCUAGUAGCAGUCAUUUUAAAGUUAAAACCCCAGCUUGGGAUCCUUCUUUCCUGUUGCGAAUUCAGCUAAUACCCAUGAACAAAGUAAGGAUGAACUUCUUCCCUACAAUAUGGAGUGUUUCAGCCAUCUUGUUCCUCUUAGCUGAGAGAUGCAAAGGUUCCUCAUAUGUUUUAAUAAAUUGUUCAGCUUGAAACUGAA